UUGUCCUGGCUCCCGGCGGCCGCGCGGGAGCCGGGAGACCGCGCGCGGGGCAGCGAAUGAGGCGCGGCGGCUGUGGCCCAGGUCACCUCCCCCCGGCUUCUCGAACCCUGCCCAGCCCGACCCGAGGGGGGGAGGAUGGAAACACCAGCCGCGCUCUGAGCGCCUCAGGAAGAGAACACCUUCGAGUCCAUCUCCCAGAGCGGGCCGAGCGGAAGAGCGAGCGAUGGCCGAUAACCUGAGGAGACUGGUCUCCAACGAAGCUUUACGAUCGUUGCAGGACAAGCUCGAGUCCUGGCUGAGGGAGUACAACGAGAACUCAUGUGAUCAAAAUCUCAAUCACUGCCUCGAACUCAUUGAGCAAGUUGCCAAAGUGCAGGGACAACUCUUUGGGAUCCUCACUGUAGCAGCCCAAGAAGGAGGACAUUAUGAUGGCGUGGAAACAAUCAAAUCGCGCCUUUUGCCUUGGCUGGAGGCCUCCUUCACAGCUGCUUCCCUGGGGAAACCUGUGGACAGCAAGGUCCCUUCUCUACAGGAUACAUUCGAUAAGGACAGACAUAAAGAGCCUGGUAUUCGAGACAUACAACAAUUAGAUGCCGAUUUGAGUGCAACUCGUAAUCAACUCAACCAGGUUCAAGACGAUAUGGCUGAGACUGAAAAGACUCUUGAAGAACCCAAGAACAGAUCUGCCAUAUCCCUUUUGGCUGCAGAGGAGGAAAUAAAUCAGCUAAAAAAGCAGCUUAAAUCUCUUCAAGCCCAGGAAGAAUCCCGCCACAGAAACUCAGAUCGUAGGAGAUCAGAGAAGCGGGUCUCUGAGCGUAGGAGAGUGGAGCUGCGGGGCUCGGAGCAGUGGGUCUCUGACCUGGACAAGCGGAGCGCAGACAAGCGGAAUGCAGAAGCCGUGUGCGAUUACGAGAAACAGCUCCGAACCCUGAAGGACGAGAUAGCUGUUCUGUCUGCUGAAAAAUCUGUACUCCAAGGAAGGUCCGCCAGGAGCCGGUCUCCCAGCCCGGUCCCUUGCAGCCGCAGUCACAGCCGAAGUCACAGCCGCAGCCACAGCCGAAGUCACAGCCGCAGCCGAAGCAGAUCCGCCAGCCCCGCCUCCGCCAAGGCCAGGACCCCGUCCCCGAAUCGCGCCAAACUGUCCAGCGUGGCGCGCAAAGCCGCCCUGCUGUCCCGGUUCAGCGAUGCCUACUCCCAGGGCCGCCUGGAUGCGCAGUGCCUGCUGCGGCGCUGUGUCGACAAGGCCGAGACGGUGCAGCGGAUCAUCUACAUCGCGACCGUGGAGGCGUUCCAUGUGGCCAAAAUGGCAUUCAGACACUUCAAGAUCCGCGUGAGGAAAUCACUGACACCAUCUUGUGCAGGGUCAAAUGACUUUGAGGAUGCUGUCUCGGAUUAUAUCAUCUGUCAUCUUGAUCUAUAUGAUUCCCAAAGCAGUGUUAAUGAUGUGAUCAGAGCCAUGAAUGUCAAUCCCAAGAUUUCAUUCCCUCCUGAAGUUGACUUUUGCCUCCUCAGUAACUUCAUCCAGGAGAUAUGUUGCAUUGCCUUUGCAAUGCAGACUUUAGAACCACCCCUAGAUAUUGCAUUUGGGGCCGAUGGAGAAAUUUUUAAUGAUUGCAGGUACCGUCGAAGCUAUGACUCCGAUUUCACGGCUCCCUUGGUCUUCUAUCACGUGUGGCCUGCUCUCAUGGAGAAUGACUGUGUCAUCAUGAAGGGAGAAGCUGUCACCAAGAGAGGGGCUUUUUGGAAUUCAGUGCGAUCUGUAAGUCGAUGUCGAAGCAGGAGUUUAAGUCCCAUCUGCCCUCGUACCCGUAUUGGUUUAGGCAUGAUAUCUCGAAGCCGGAGUCCUUCUCCGAUAAGAUGUGGAUUGCCAAGGUUUUAAAACCACCAGCCAUGUUCCUCUGCCCAGGACACCUACAAUGGCCAGCUUACCCAGCGCUUCCACCUACCUGCCGUGUUGCCUCAGACCUCACCUAAGCUAAUGUGACAAGGCGAUUCUGUGUAUCACUUCACACAGAGAGUUAAAUGUUUUGGCUUAGCACAUUGGUAACUGCAGAUAUAUUGCAUUUUAUUUUAUUUUUAUAGAUACAGAUUCCCUUAAUUUGAUAAAAACUAUUGCCUAGGUGUUUAGGAUCAUAUUCAUUUGAAGCAAAGUCCAUUAUACAGGUUCAGGAUUCUCAACCUGAAACACGAGGCUCUUUUAUAACAGCUAAAGUGGAAAACUUAUACUGUGCUAUGUCCAAAAGACAAGAAAAGUCAUUUCAAUUUGCAGACUGAUCAUAAAUAUUAUAAUUGCUGGUUUUAGAUUUAGCUGGAAAACAAUCUGGGCUGUUUUUAUUUUCUUUGGGGACUUGGAAGACAGCCCCAGUAUCAAGUUGGGGAACUUAUAGCAUAACAGGGACUUCAGGCUACAUGUACAUGAUGAUGAUUUAGGAAAAUAUAGUUCAUUGGUUGGCUUCUCUUUUCCUACUUUGGAGUGCCUGGUUUGGUUUAGUUGAGCACUGUUGGUUGAAGCUACUUACUUGAGAGAGUUCUCUUGCUUCAUAAAUGUGGAGUGGUGAUUUGGGUAGAAGUUAACUUGGAGACUAUAUGUUAGUUACUUUGUGUUUAUCUCCUGGGAAUGUUUCUGAAUGAACUUUUAAUGUACGUGUUAAAUAUAAAAGCUACAUCCUGACAUCUUUUACCUAUUCUACUUAGUUGGUUAUAAACUCAGAUCUCCUAAGAACUCCAUCUGACACCAAUGGUGGGAGUGUAAACUGGUGCAGUCACUAUGGAGAACAGUAUGGAGGUUCCUUAAGAAAGUAAAAAUAGAGCUACCGAUACAACCCAGCAAUGCAAUCUUAGGCAUAUAUCCAGAGAAAAACGUGAAUUCGAAAGGAUACAUGCACCCCAGUGUUCAUAGCAGCACUAUUUACAACAGCCAAGACAUGGAAGCAACCUAAGUAUACAUCAACAGAUGAAUGGAUAAAGAAGAUUGGUACAUAUAUUGGAAUACUACUCAACCAUUAAAAGAAUGAACUAAUGCCAUCUGUAGCAACAUGGAUGGGCCUGGAGAUUACCAUGCUAAGUGAAGUAAGUCAGACAGAGAAAGAUAAAUAUUGUAUGAUAUUUCUUACACAUGGAACCUAAAAAAAUGAUACAGAUGAACUUAUUUACAAAACAGAAACAGACUCACCAGACUUACAGAACAAAUUUAUGGUUACACUGGGAGAAGGCUGGGGAGGGGGAGGGAUAGAUUAGGAGUUUGGGAUUGACUUGCACACACUGCUGUAUUUAAAAUGAAAUGCGUUUCCAUGAAAAAAAAAAAAAAAAAAAAGAAAGGGACAUGCCUGGAAUGCAGAAGAGUUCUCACUGAAUAGCUGAUUAAUAAAUGACAUUUAGCUAUGCUAAACAAUUAAAAAAUAAAAUAGCACUAUUGUUUUUGAUUUUUGCUUUGUGAAAAAUUCAAUUUAGAAAAAUGUACUAAAGAAGAAAAUUUUUUUUUAAAUCUUAAAAAGGAAAAAAGAACUCCAUCUGACUGAGACUCUGAAACUCAAGGCUAAAAGCUAAGGGAACCAUUUGUAGAUUUUAAACAGAAUGUCUGUCCCUUGAUUUCUCCACUGUGAAGUACUGUUGAAAAAGUUCAAGCUCUUGAUGGAAUGAUAAGUAAUGUUGUUUUUGCUUUUUUUUUUGGUCCAUUUUAAUACCAUCUUUAAACGCAAGUUUCGCAAAUGACCACUUUUGCCAUGUGCCUUUUAGAGAGAAGCUCUGGAUUGGUCGCAGCUCAGUUUGCGUAAGUUCAGCUCCAGAACCAGCAGCUGGGGCUAUUUGGGUGAAAAUAAAUAAAAACAAAAUGAAAACCCCCACAGAUAACAAAAAGAAAAACUUCUCUAAAGCUUCUGUCUUUCGUGCUGGGACACAGGCGAGGGAGAGACCUCUCUAGCCUCCACCCCAUAGACUGCAGCCCGCCAGACUUCUCUGUCCAUGGAUUCUCCAGGCAAGAACACUGGAGUGGGUUGCCAUGCCCUCCUCCAGGGGAUCUUCCCGACCCAGGGAUCAAACCUGGGUCUCCCACAUUGCAGGCAGAUUCUUUACAGUCUGAACCACCAACGUAUUCUGAAGUGCAGGCUUCAUUGUUCUCCCUCUGUGUCUGUGUAGUCACCGUUUUGAGGCAGGGCCGAGUGCUGAGAGAAGAGCUCAGUGUCCAGGCAGAUCCAGUUUUGACUUGGUCCUCAGCUUGCUUGGUGGCCUGAAGCCAAUCACUGCACCUCUCUGAGCCUCACUUUCACCGAAGAGUGAGGCAGGUGGAUGGGAUCGGUAGUUAUGUCAACCCUCCCAGGCUCAGCGCCUCCCUUCAUAAUGUGUAUUCUGGGUAUUCUGAAAUGAAGUUCAAAAUUAGUGUGAUUAUAGGCAUAUAUGCUUUUAAACAGUGGAUACAGUACUCAAACUGUAAUAUAAACAGAAAUAAAAGGAAAUUUUUAAUAAAACAGAAUGUAUUUCAACAAAAAGCCUUGGGUAUAAUGAUCCUAGAAGACGCAGUGAAGUCAUCAGACACUUGCACCUGUAUGUAGAAUUACCACCUACAAAUGUAGAUCAGUGUGCAUUGUAUUGGUGAUGUCAGAAACAUGGAUGCCAGGGGUUUUCUGAAAUGGUGAACAACUCUUGGUGAAGUUUUGAAAAAUAACUUACAGCAGUGCCUUGAUUUGCAUAGUAAAUGCAUGCCUGGAAAAGCUGGUGUAUAUUAAAACCAUAAAUCAAUUACUUUGUGUUAUGGGCUAAAAGGUCUUUUCUAAAAUCUCACUAAGUAAUGAGAAUGUCUACAUAUCAGAAUUUUUUUUAGGACUGAAAUGUGGGAAUGCACCUGGUUGGGAAAAACGUUGUAUGAACUCAGUUUAUUUGCUCUGUAUCCUGUCAGGCCACUUGCCAUUUCCCAAGUCUUUGAUUUGAACUGUAACUGCACGGGACCUGGCAGUUAGUCUAGAAUAAUUUGUGGAAAGGGUCCAAAAGCAGAAGGCGGCUGACCUAUACUCAUUUCAUCAAGGCAUGCACCUUAACCUUGGUGACUUUGAAAAAUGAUAAACUUUUAUUGUAACCUGGGUAAAUGUUAGUUAUUGUAU
This is a messenger RNA of Dama dama (fallow deer), 5093 nucleotides long. RefSeq names its product spermatogenesis associated 18 (gene SPATA18). Gene Ontology annotation, cellular component: mitochondrial outer membrane. Gene Ontology annotation, biological process: mitochondrial protein catabolic process; mitophagy by internal vacuole formation. Lineage: Eukaryota; Metazoa; Chordata; Mammalia; Artiodactyla; Cervidae. The record is from RefSeq and is a predicted model, not a curated record. Bases 224 to 1879 code for a protein of 551 amino acids. The transcript is spliced from 13 exons.